AUGGACCGCCGAGGCUUCCAUUGGGGCUUGCGUCAGCUCGCCCAUUCCUCCCUGUGCACUGCCAUUGCGUUCGUUUCACAAGCCCGCGGGGACGACCUCAGCCAGUCAGCUCCUUACCAGCGCGUGGUGGCGUGGGCAGCGUCUCGCGCCUCCGGCGCCGAGUCACUCAGCGUCAUGCUGCGCGUCCGCGCAAUGCCGGCGGAGGGCCACUACUUCCCAGCUGCUGUGCAAGAGGGGUUGCUCACCCUGUUGCUGGGCCACAUGGCGCCUCCUCGUUGGAAAGGGAUAUCCACGCGCUUCGUCAGCCUGGGCACCCCCUCGGCUGCCGGCCCAUCCUACGCACACAGACGCGCUUGUGCCACACGCCAUGCCUGCAGCUUCGACGCCCAGUGGUGGCACCCCGCGACCGCGGGUUGCAUUGACAGGCGAGCAAGGGCCCAAGCCGCUGACGACUUCAUCGAGGCAGCGCCCCUUCCCACCGACGACAACGCGCUUUCCGGAGCUUCGCAAGGAGGCGCCGGCCACUCCGCCCUUGUUGGCAUCACGGCUCUUGCGUGGUCCAGCCUCGAUACCGUCGACCUCGCUGCCGACUUCGGCAGACCCAUGCAUACCAUGCAAAGUGUGCCUGUUUUUUUGCGAGCGGGCGUGCGACAAGCGUUCGUCUUCGCCUUGCGAGCUGUACGAGAAGCGUACACGCGCGGUGCGGCCCCCCAGCAGACCCGCGCUGGGAUUCUGUUCCUGCUCUCUCCGCGGUAG
This is a messenger RNA of Symbiodinium sp. CCMP2592, 756 nucleotides long. NCBI's taxonomy places the organism in Eukaryota, Dinophyceae, Suessiales, Symbiodiniaceae. The record is from the annotation of a GenBank genome assembly.